UAAAACAAAACCAUUACACAAAUUAAGAAAUUUGAUAGUAAAUAAAGCAAAGCUCACAAGAAUCAACCAACCAAAAACCCACGUUCUCCUCUUACUUCUGGUCAAAGUUUUACUCAAAAAAGCACCACUGACACUGCUACCACUGCCUCAAAGACCAACCCUUUACAGUUCAACUUCAACAUCUGGACCAAUCAAAACAGAUUCUCACACCACCACCAUUGUUUUUUUCUUCUUAUCAUUAUCAUCAUCAUACCUUUUUUUAUUUCAACUCUUCAAAAUCAGGGUCAUUGUGACUUGAGUCUGUUCAAUCAUUGACUGUAACUAAACUCCCCAAAGUUCAGACCUUUUUCCUGUUCUUAUCCUAUUGUUGCUGAAAUUUUUUCAUGGGGUGUUCGAGAAUCUCGUGUUUAUAGCUUCAUCAUAACGCAUGCUCCAUUAUCUUUUGGUUUCUCGUGCUUCUUGUUGGUGCUUUUUUAGUGUCUAGAAGCUUCUAUUUGGUUGGCUCACUUUUCAAUGAACUGGGGUUGCUUCAAAAUUUUGUCUUGUUUAGAUUAAACGAACAGCAGAUUUUUGUCCAAAAAAAAAAAAGAACAGCAGAUUCAGUGAUUGUUUCUGUUACUGUUCGAUCCGUGUCUUGUGUUUGGUACAAGAAUGAUUGUUUCUAAAAGAGAAGAGCAGAUUAUGUUGCCUUCAGAAGGUGCAAGUGAGGUUUCAAAGUCAACUUCAUUGGAUUUGAACCCAGAUUCCCUUGAUGGAUCCACACCUGGUUCCACUGAUUACACUGAUGUAGGGGUUGUGCCAGAGCACCAGAAGGAUGAGCUUGAGCACUUGAUAUCAAAUUUAGAGAGGGAGGUUGAGCAGCUGAGGCUCAAUCAGAGGAUAGUGGAUGAUAAGAGGAGAGAAGCAUUGAGUAAGAUAUUGGAUAUCAAAGGAAGCAUUCGAGUAUUUUGUAGAAUUCGACCAAUUUUGAUACCGGAUAAGAGGAAAAUCUCUGAACCAGUAUCAGCUGGAUCAGAGAGAAUUCGGGUUAAGUUGGGAGGAACAAGGAAAGAUUUUGAGUUUGAUAAGGUUUUUCCUCAAGAAUCAAGCCAAGAAAAUGUUUUUGUUGAGGUUGAGCCAAUUCUAAGAUCUGCAAUGGACGGACACAAUGUGUGUGUUUUUGCUUACGGUCAAACGGGCACAGGCAAGACAUUCACCAUGGUUAGUCUAGUCAAUUCUAAUUUGACAUCAGAAAACAAUGAGACCUCACGAAAAAGAAAACCAAGACAUUUAAGAAUUCAUGUUACUUUUUAAGGAAAACAGCACUUA
Molecule: messenger RNA, 1308 nt
Organism: Lotus japonicus
Lineage: Eukaryota; Viridiplantae; Streptophyta; Magnoliopsida; Fabales; Fabaceae
Product: kinesin-like protein KIN-14U
Exons: 4
Coding region: 652-1293 (213 amino acids)
Biological process (GO): microtubule-based movement
Molecular function (GO): microtubule binding; microtubule motor activity; ATP binding
Source: RefSeq, a predicted model, not a curated record